ACACUUCAGGGAAACUUCGGCCCGGCCGCGGCCGUGAAAGGCGCUGGGGCAGCCUGCGCCGCGCCGGACACCCUCCGCCUGAGCCGGGCGGGCGGAUCCCCGAGGGCUGCCGGCGAGCCCGCUCCUUGUUCCCCCUCCCGCCCCAACGUGGCCCCGGGAUGUUGGGCUAGUGAGGCUGGGGCGAGGAGGAGGAGCAGCAUGAGAGGCAAUGGGAGCGGGCUGAACGCCUCCCACCCGCCCGCGGAGCUCAGCCUGGACCGGCCCGCCUGGGUGGCUUCCACUUUGGCCGCCAUCCUCAUCUUCACCAUCGUGGUGGACGUCCUGGGCAACCUGCUGGUGAUCCUGUCCGUGUACAGGAACAAGAAGCUGCGGAACGCUGAUUUCCCUGGAUGACUUUUGCAUACCCAGGGAGAAAAUGGGUAGCCCAAGAAAUGUUUGGAUCAUCGGAGAGAGAGAACAGCUGUAGAAGACCAAAUAAUAACACGAAAAAUAAGGGUCUGAAGAAAAUUGACUGAAAUAUUGAUGGCAAUGAACAUUUGGUAUUUCAGACUUGAGUUACUUCAGGUAGCAAAAAUGGAAAUAUAUUUGUUGUAAGCCUGGCCAUUGCAGACUUGGUAGUGGCGAUCUACCCAUACCCACUGGUCCUGACAUCUGUAUUUCAUAAUGGAUGGAAUCUGGGCUACCUCCACUGCCAAAUUAGUGGUUUCCUGAUGGGCCUAAGUGUUAUUGGAUCAAUAUUCAACAUUACAGGCAUUGCUAUUAAUCGAUACUGCUACAUCUGCCACAGCCUCAAGUAUGACAAGCUGUAUAGUGACAAGAAUGCUCUGUGCUAUGUCAUUCUCAUCUGGAUCCUGACAUUUGUUGCUAUUGUUCCCAAUCUGUUUGUUGGAUCUCUACAAUAUGAUCCACGGAUCUACUCGUGCACAUUUGCACAAUCUGUGAGCUCACCAUAUACAAUAGCAGUGGUGUUUUUCCAUUUCAUGCUUCCCAUAGCCAUAGUUACUUUCUGUUACUUGAGAAUAUGGAUCCUUGUUAUUCAGGUAAGGCGAAGGGUUAAACCUGACAACAAGCCCAGGCUGAAGCCACAUGACUUUAGGAACUUUGUCACCAUGUUUGUGGUAUUUGUACUGUUUGCGAUCUGCUGGGCUCCUUUGAACUUCAUAGGCCUGGCUGUGGCUGUUGACCCAGACACAAUAAUCCCCAGGAUUCCAGAGUGGUUGUUUGUAUCCAGUUACUACAUGGCAUAUUUCAACAGCUGCCUUAAUGCCAUCAUAUAUGGACUCCUGAACCAGAAUUUCAGAAGAGAAUACAAGAGAAUUAUUGUCACAAUUUGUACAGCAAAGGUUUUCUUUCAGGAUAGUUCUAACGAUGCAGCAGAUAGGAUGAAAACCAAACCCUCACCACUGAUUACGAACAACAAUCAAGUGAAGGUAGACUCUGUGUGAAAAUGGGGCCCUCACCAUUGCCAAUCUACAACAUUCAAACCCUAGAUCUGUUUUAUUAGCCACACAGUUGAAGUGCUGUAGUGAAAUACCAGUCCUAUAUGAAAGGUACUUGGACAAUGUUCUGUGUACAGUAUUUGUGAGCCAAAGUAACACAGCCUUGACAUAAAGAGCCUCCUGUUGUA
This is a messenger RNA of Mauremys reevesii (Reeves's turtle), 1627 nucleotides long. It is a transcript of the gene MTNR1A, whose product is annotated as melatonin receptor 1A. Gene Ontology annotation, cellular component: membrane. Bases 711 to 1445 code for a protein of 244 amino acids. The transcript is spliced from 3 exons. The record is from RefSeq and is a predicted model, not a curated record. Gene Ontology annotation, molecular function: melatonin receptor activity. Gene Ontology annotation, biological process: G protein-coupled receptor signaling pathway. Lineage: Eukaryota; Metazoa; Chordata; Testudines; Geoemydidae.